Messenger RNA from Poecilia latipinna (sailfin molly), 985 nucleotides. RefSeq lists its product as uncharacterized. Gene Ontology annotation, biological process: immune response. Gene Ontology annotation, cellular component: extracellular region. Gene Ontology annotation, molecular function: chemokine activity. NCBI's taxonomy places the organism in Eukaryota, Metazoa, Chordata, Actinopteri, Cyprinodontiformes, Poeciliidae. The transcript is spliced from 6 exons. The record is from RefSeq and is a predicted model, not a curated record. Bases 196 to 600 code for a protein of 134 amino acids.
AGGAGUUUUUCCCUUCAGCAGGAAGUCCAUAAAAGGAAGUGGGUCGCUCCAACUGGUUCAGGAGAGAGCAGAAUCGUUUUUGACAUUUUUGUGCAUGAAAUGUGAGGCGGAUGGUAUUUCGCAGUCAGAGCGUUUCCACGCUGAGGAGGAGAGAAUCACUGCAAGAACUGUAAUUUUGUUCCAUCUGAGACAAACAUGAAGUCUGUGAUCCAGUGCAUCGUUCUGCUGGCCUGCAUCGCCAUCUGCACCUCACAUCCAUUAAUCAAAUGCCGUUGUAUAAAGACGAUCCCAGCAGUCAGGCACCAUCUCAUCGCUGAUAUAAAGGUGUAUGAACCAAAUUCAUUCUGCAGCAAGCGUGAAGUGAUAGUCGUUCGGAAAGAUAACAAGGUGUUCUGUCUUGACCAGGAGUCAAAUUUCACUAAAAGACUCCUGGAGAUGGUGAAAAGGAAAAUAAACGUGGAAGGCACUCUCUCAAAAACAACAGCUGCAGCAACAACCGCAGCUGCUACCACCCAGAAGGCUUUAAGAUCUCAGCCACCUCAACCUGCAGAGGAGGCAGAUCUCCUCGCCUGGCUGACCUGGGAUCCCACUGCCAACUAGAACGUGAAGCUCCCAGCCCGGAUGAUCAUCCACCGCUCCAGCAUGUCUUCAUCAGCUCAGAUUAUUUCACAACGGCUGGAUUGCUCAAUUCCUCAUGUGUGCCAAAAUGACAAGUCACAGCCUCAGUUUGUUUAGUUGGAAUCUGAUAAAAAAUACUGUUUUUUUCUGAUGUUCCAGGUUUGAGAGAUUUAUAGGAAGAGAUGUAUUAUUUUAACCUUUAUAAUCAACACUUGUCAUCUAAUACAAUCAAUUAGCAAAACAAUGUUAAAGCUUGUUGCUCUUUCUGCACAAUUAAACAUAAAUGUGAAACUUGUGUCUGUCAAGAUUUAACCUCAUUUUUUUUUGUUUUUAAGGCUGAAAUCAUAAUAAAGACAAUUAUCCUCUA